AUGAUUCCAAAGCACCACAUUCCAUAUUCUAUGGAAAAUUAUACACGGCAGUCAACUGAUAAUCUAAGUUCAGUCACUUCUGGAUUUUGUCAUCAGAUGUACGCGUCGGAGUCUGUCAAACCAAAACAACGACAACGUAAAAGAAGUAACUCCAAGAGCAGCGACGGUAUAGUAAGUGUAUCUUCACCAGAAAGUAUUGACGAUUCUUCUCCCAAGAAACUCAAGAAAAAACCACAACUGUCUUUUGAGGAUAUACAGACCCAACGAGUCAUGGCUAAUGUCAGAGAGCGACAGAGGACACAGUCACUCAAUGAUGCCUUUGCUCAACUCCGCCAGAUUAUUCCUACAUUACCAUCGGAUAAACUUAGUAAAAUUCAAACAUUAAAACUAGCCACUCGGUAUAUCGACUUUUUGUACAAUGUUCUACAAACAGAAGAAUAUUGGGACAACACGUGUAACAAUAAAAUGACUCCUAGUUGUAACUACAUGGCUAAUGAGAGGCUCAGUUAUGCCUUUUCGGUGUGGAGGAUGGAAGGAGCUUGGACAAUGCCUACAGAGUGA
Ylistrum balloti is the source of this 561-nucleotide messenger RNA. RefSeq names its product twist-related protein 2-like. Lineage: Eukaryota; Metazoa; Mollusca; Bivalvia; Pectinida; Pectinidae. Gene Ontology annotation, biological process: regulation of transcription by RNA polymerase II; developmental process. The coding region runs from base 1 to 561 and encodes 186 amino acids. Gene Ontology annotation, molecular function: protein dimerization activity; DNA-binding transcription factor activity, RNA polymerase II-specific; RNA polymerase II transcription regulatory region sequence-specific DNA binding. The record is from RefSeq and is a predicted model, not a curated record. The transcript has a single exon.